Molecule: messenger RNA, 1035 nt
Organism: Moneuplotes crassus
Lineage: Eukaryota; Ciliophora; Spirotrichea; Euplotida; Euplotidae
Source: the annotation of a GenBank genome assembly
AUGAGCACUAGUUUGAAAGCACCCAAACAAUCUAGGAAAUUAGGCAAGUUUCUUAGAGGACACCCUGAAGUCUGCAAAAUGAAGAUGCCUAAGCAUAUGGGAAGAUCAAGGUUCCAUGCCAACACUGCAAUGGAGAAUGAUAGGGACCUUAGCUCUUCUGUCUUGAUAAGUUCAUCUCCAAAGCAAAAUUCAAACAUUAGGAAGGCAACAAUAGAUUACCCAGAUAGGGAUUCAAUUGAGCAAGACAGCAUCUUGAAGGACUUCAAGAUGAUAAAUAGCAUUCAGAGAGGGAACCACUCUAGUAUUCCAGACUUCUUGGACGUAUCACCAAAGAAAAAGUCUUACUGGAGUCUCUUCUACAGACAACUCUUUCCUGAAGACUGUUACCGUCAGACACUAUUGAAAUAAAAUAAUCGUAAAGACUGCCAGCCAGGAUCCUGGAAAACUUAAGAGAGACUAUGCCGAACGCACUAGGUCCUUAGAUCCGAUGCUUCAUGGCCAGGACUCAGUGUGCAAGUCCACAGACAUGGAAGAGCUUAAUAUCUCCAGGUUAUUGGAAUACCGCAGGAACAAUUCUUGCAGGAAGACUAGACAAAAGACUCUUACAAAAUCAAUGCUGGAUAGCCACAUUUUGAAGAAAAAGCUAAGACUAGCAGUUAAAGAGCCAAGACAAAGGAGGCUUAAGAAGUUAGAAUUUCAAAAUUUGGAUUCGUUUAAGAGGAGUGAAUCUGUUAUCCAAGAGGGGCUUCAAACUCCUGUGCUGUCUGAAUCGAAGAGGAGAAAGCAGUCGGGUCUGUCUAAGCCUAGCUCUCCUCCUCAGUUGAAAGCAAUGAGUUUAACUAAGAAAUUUGAGAUGAAAGGAUCCUUCUUUGUAUCCUCUAAUUUAUCACAAUUUUGUAAUAAGAAAAAUAAAGAUAUGAAGUCAGUAGAUUCUUCAAACACCGAAGAAAUUAGAAAGUUCACCUAAAAGAAAAAAUUUAAAUAUAGUCAAGGGCGAAUAUGAUCAAGGAUUUAGUCAUUUCUUAAGCUACGAUU